Messenger RNA from Amphiprion ocellaris (clown anemonefish), 5192 nucleotides. RefSeq names its product hemicentin-2-like. NCBI's taxonomy places the organism in Eukaryota, Metazoa, Chordata, Actinopteri, Pomacentridae. The record is from RefSeq and is a predicted model, not a curated record. The transcript has 16 exons. The coding region runs from base 787 to 4899 and encodes 1370 amino acids.
AAUGAAACAAGGAGAAUAUGAGGGGAACUUUCUGUAAAGCAAAAAAAAAGUAUUUUUCACACAUUUUUCAUAUAUACUCAUAAUGCCAUGUAAGUAAUCAUGUUUAUCUUUUUUCUCUCAUUUUGAUCACAGAAGGUUUAUGUCUUUUUGAAAAUAAAUGUUGAAAUGAAGUUUAGAUUGAUGUUGCUCCUUCAACUUCUUUCUGUCUUGCAUUAUUUUGAAACUGUACCUGCUUUAAUACAGAAUUUGCACAAAUAUAUUCUUGAUUUUACUGAACAUUUUGUCUUUUUUACUGUGUAGCAUGCUGUUAUGUUCAUCACACUCCCCAGCACCUGGAGUCAGCAGCCCAUGUUCAACUCAAUAUGUAAAUUGGGACAUUUUACAGUCGGUUACUUUCUGAGUCUAUUAUUACCAGACUUGAGAACUAAAACCUUCGCCAAAGUCCUGAGAAGUCAUGUGAUAAUGUAUGUAAAGUGAUAUGAGAUAUUUAAAUGUGUGCUCUGUUUCUCUUACUGGCCUAACCACACCUCACACCUGGUGUCUGUGACGCUCCGUUGCUCAUUGCAUCGUUUCACUUCUGUAUUUUGGUACUUUUUUGAGACCUGGGUGUUACUCAAUGCUUCCGCUUGCUGCUGGUCCUGAUCACUCUGCCCUAUCAUGCUCAGCAUCUGUGCAACAAACUUUUAAACCACAUCUCCACCUGACUGCAGCUCUGCAACACAAACAAAUAGACAACUCUGCCACCUAGCCUAAAUACAAACACACUGCACUUAGACAUGAGACUAAAUGGUUGAUUACUUACCAGAUUCUGAAGCUCCACGGAUUGUCCCACCAAAAAUCACACUGCAGCCUGUUUGGGAAGGUGAAGUUGGGAACUCACAAGUCCGACUCAUCUGCACCUUAAGUGACUUCUUUCCAGACAAAGUGAGUGUGGAGUGGCAAAGGGACAGUCAACGUAUCAACAUUACACCUGUCUCAAAGAAGCUGCAGAGUGUGGAGGCAGGCGAGAAAACCUACACUUUGACCAGCGAGAUUGAGCCAAAUACGAAAGAAUGGGAGAAAGGCUCUAGUUUCACAUGCAAGUCCACGCACAAAGAACAGGAAUUCAGCAAAACAUUCAGUAUCUGUCAAACUCAUUCAAGCAUCCCUCCAUCCAUCCAUGUGGAGACUCCCAGCUUCAAGACUGUAAUUUCAACAUCUGAGGUGACAGCAACAUGUUUGGUUCACACUGUUUUUGAUGCCAAGAUCACCUGGAUGUUGGAUGGAAGAGCCUCAAGUAGCAACACAGUGAGCAAGGACAGAAACACAACUCAUAUCACCAGUAAUGUGAGGGUUUCCUCCAAUCAGUGGAAGCAACUGAGGCAUGUGACCUGCAAAGCAGAACAUAAGUGCUUCUCUCCCACUGAGAAGACAGUAAAUGUUGCAGGACCUGAAGUUGCAACUCCAUCUGUGGAGAUCAGGAGAUCUCUUCCAGAUUUGUUGAAGGGAGACGGUGCUGUUCUCCAGUGUGACAUCACAAAUCUCUCCUCACGUGACCUCUACGUCACCUUUCAGGCCAAUGAUGUCGACAUCUCUGACAAACAAUAUGUAGAACUUCCUGAAGGCCCAGGCCUCCAGUCAGUCAGCAGACGCUUCACUGUCCCUCAGAGUCACCAGAGGAAAGACAAAAGUUUCACCUGCAAAGUCAAUCAAGGCUUCAUCAGAAGCUUUAAGUCUGAUUCCACUGGCAAUAUUUUUGUGGACCCAUCAGUGGAACUUCUUCUGGCUCCCAGUGAAGAUUCAGGACCUCAGACACUCUUGUGCUCUGGAUGGGGCUUCAACCCUCAAAUUAAAUGGGUUUCUGAAUCACAGCAAAGAUCUCCAUCAACUCAUGAUAUCAGCAUGUCUGCAGAUGGACGUGUGGCAGUAACCAGUCAACUCCACAUCCCUCAGGCAGAGUGGACAUCAGGGAAGGUCUUCACUUGUGAAGUGUCUGACAGGUCUCUGAACAAAAAAGUCCAAAAGGAAAUCAACUUCUGCUCAGCUCAUUCAAGCGUCCCUCCAUCCAUCCAUGUGGAGACUCCCAGCUUCAAGACUGUAAUUUCAACAUCUGAGGUGACAACAACAUGUUUGGUUCACACUGUUUUUGAUGCCAAGGUCACCUGGAUGUUGGAUGGAAGAGCCUCAAGUAGCAACACAAUGAGCAAGGACAGAAACACAACUCAUGUCACCAGUAAUGUGAGGGUUUCCUCCAAUCAGUGGAAGCAACUGAGGCAUGUGACCUGCAAAGCAGAACAUAAGUGCUUCUCUCCCACUGAGAAGACAGUAAAUGUUGCAGGACCUGAAGUUGCAACUCCAUCUGUGGAGAUCAGGAGAUCUCUUCCAGAUUUGUUGAAGGGAGACGGUGCUGUUCUCCAGUGUGACAUCACAAAUCUCUCCUCACGUGACCUCUACGUCACCUUUCAGGCCAAUGAUGUCGACAUCUCUGACAAACAAUAUGUAGAACUUCCUGAAGGCCCAGGCCUCCAGUCAGUCAGCAGACGCUUCACUGUCCCUCAGAAUCACCAGAAGAAAGACAAAAGUUUCACCUGCAAAGUCAAUCAAGGCUUCGUCAGAAGCUUUAAGUCUGAUUCCACUGGCAAUAUUUUUGUGGACCCAUCAGUGGAACUUCUUCUGGCUCCCAGUGAAGAUUCAGAACCUCAGACACUCUUGUGCUCUGGAUGGGGCUUCAACCCUCAAAUUAAAUGGGUUUCUGAAUCACGGCAAAGAUCUCCAUCAACUCAUGAUAUCAGCAUGUCUGCAGAUGGACGUGUGGCAGUAACCAGUCAACUCCACAUCCCUCAGGCAGAGUGGACAUCAGGGAAGGUCUUCACUUGUGAAGUGUCUGACAGGUCUCACAACAAAAAAGUCCAAAAGGAAAUCAACUUCUGCUCAGCUCAUUCAAGCGUCCCUCCAUCCAUCCAUGUGGAGACUCCCAGCUUCAAGACUGUAAUUUCAACAUCUGAGGUGACAGCAACAUGUUUGGUUCAGACUGUUUUUGAUGCCAAGGUCACCUGGAUGUUGGAUGGAAGAGCCUCAAGUAGCAACACAGUGAGCAAGGACAGAAACACAACUCAUGUCACCAGUAAUGUGAGGGUUUCCUCCAAUCAGUGGAAGCAACUGAGGCAUGUGACCUGCAAAGCAGAACAUAAGUGCUUCUCUCCCACUGAGAAGACAGUAAAUGUUGCAGGACCUGAAGUUGCAUCUCCAUCUGUGGAGAUCAGGAGAUCUCUUCCAGAUUUGUUGAAGGGAGACGGUGCUGUUCUCCAGUGUGACAUCACAAAUCUCUCCUCACGUGACCUCUACGUCACCUUUCAGGCCAAUGAUGUCGACAUCUCUGACAAACAAUAUGUAGAACUUCCUGAAGGCCCAGGCCUCCAGUCAGUCAGCAGACGCUUCACUGUCCCUCAGAGUCACCAGAGGAAAGACAAAAGUUUCACCUGCAAAGUCAAUCAAGGCUUCGUCAGAAGCUUUAAGUCUGAUUCCACUGGCAAUAUUUUUGUGGACCCAUCAGUGGAACUUCUUCUGGCUCCCAGUGAAGAUUCAGGACCUCAGACACUCUUGUGCUCUGGAUGGGGCUUCAACCCUCAAAUUAAAUGGGUUUCUGAAUCACGGCAAAGAUCUCCAUCAACUCAUGAUAUCAGCAUGUCUGCAGAUGGACGUGUGGCAGUAACCAGUCAACUCCACAUCCCUCAGGCAGAGUGGACAUCAGGGAAGGUCUUCACUUGUGAAGUGUCUGACAGGUCUCUGAACAAAAAAGUCCAAAAGGAAAUCAACUUCUGCUCAGUAACACCAGCAUCCUCUCAGAUAGUUGGCGUCUAUGUUCAGGGACCAACACUACAGCAGCUUCUAAACAAGGCACAGGUGACUGUUACCUGUCUCCUGGUCGGCUCUCGUCUUAAUGAUUUCUCUGUCACCUGGAAAGUAGGUGGUAAUAAAAACUUCCCCCAUAAAGUCCAUACGGAGUCACCGGUGAGUCACAGCAAUGGAACAGAGACUUUGCAGAGCUUCCUCAACGUGUCAGCAGAGGACUGGCAUGCAUAUAAACAAGUUUCUUGUGAAGGAAAGCAUCAAUGUGCCAACCAGGGCUAUGAAGACCAUAUCAGCAAAAGCAGAGACAUGUUUCCGCCAACGGUGAAAAUAGUGCAACCAACUGCAUCUGAGCUGUCCAUGUCUGACGUCCUCACACUGGUUUGCCUGGUUUCUGGAUUUUUCCCAUCUAACAUCAUAGUGUAUUGGGUGGAGGAUGGUCAGAAACUCCCGUCGUCUCGUUACAUCAACAGUCCUGCCUGGAAACACACAGAGAGCAACUCUUAUUCAGUGAGCAGCCGACUGAAUGUACCCAGAAGUGUGGACAAAAGGUCGACGUAUUCUUGUGUUGUCAGACAUGAGUCAUCUGAAUCAGCGUUUGAAAGCACUAUAGAUGAUGUGUUUGCCUCAGUGACCUACAGCGAACCUUCAGCCUUUUUGCUCCAGGGCUCCAAUGAACUCGUGUGCCUGGUCUCUGGCUUCAGCCCAGCGUCCAUUAACAUCACCUGGUUACGUGAUAAUAACACAGAGCUGUGGAACUAUGACACCAGCGAGCCCCACAGAGGCCCAGAUGGAAAGUUCAGCGUCCAAAGCCACCUUCGUCUGUCCCAAGUCGACUCCUUACCUGGAGUGGUUCUCACCUGCAGGGUGACACAUGGAAACACCAGCCUGUCCCUGAAUAUAUCCAAACCAGACACAUUGGAACACUGUGAUUUCUUAGAUGACGUCCUGCGUGGUGAUAUAUACGACGGUACUGUUGUGGAAAGCUGGUAUAUGGCUUUUAUUUUCAGUCUUUUAUUCCUCCUCUCCGUCAUCUAUGGUGUCAUAGCAACCAUAAUUAAGACUAAAUGAUGAUGACCACAGGAAAGAGCCCAAUUUACAAACCAAAUAUCGACUUUUAAGGAUUUUUGAAAGUAUAAUGACUUGCAUUAUAAUGUUUUAUGUAAUAGGUUUAUAAUAACCAUUUAUUUUUGGGGUUUAAGUUCCAUAUUUAGUGUGCAUGUAAGAGGAAAUGUAACAAAAAUAAAUUUAAAAAAACAGUAAAUAUAAGAAAUAUAACUGGAAUUCCAUGUAAUGACUGAAUUUUGUCUCACUUCACUGAUUCUUGCUGUAAAAACAUACAUAAAAAUAAAAAUAUGGUAAAC